UGUUCCAAGUACAACACUUUCUAACUGCGCUAUCCAACACUGAAAAAACCACACAUUUAUCAAAUCUUCAAACACGAAAACACAAAAUGGUAGAACUAGAGGGUUAUGUCGUGGUUCCACUGCGGACAACCCCGCAGGCCAAGUACUGCCACAGCGUUUACAUGCGGGAGCACUUCAUCCGGCUGAUGGAUCCCAACAAGCCCAAGGGUCGCACGCUCUUCCUGCUCAACAUUCCGCCCUACGUGACGGAGGACAGCCUGAAGACGGUCUUCGGCCGGGCGGGGACCAUAGAGGCCGUGGAGUUCGCCGCUAAGCCCGGCAAGGAGGAGACCAUAAAGUGGUACGAGGGCACCGGCGAGCCGUUCUCCACCACGCGUCCGCCCUUCAGCUUCAAGGUGGCCUACGUGGUGUUCCAAAAGAGCAGCAGCAUCGGCAAGGCCCUGGCCCUGAAGAGCAUCGACCUCUUCAACAGCAGCGGCGAGUGCAUCGUCCAGACCGGCAUGCAGCUGUGGCACGAGGAGUACGAGGGCAGCUACCUGAUGGAGACUCGGAAGGCGAAGCUACAGAUCAACAAGUACAUGGCCGGGUACGACAAGAGGGAGCGAGCCGCUGCGAAGGCGGCCAAGACCGGGGAGGCCGAUGCCGACGGAUGGGUCACCGUGGGCAAGGAGGGCCGCAACGCCGGCUUCGAGCAGAAGGCCUCUGUGAUCGGACGCCUGGAGCAAAAGGUGGCCAGGGAUCACAAGUCCAAGGAGCUGAAGAACUUCUACACCUUCCAGAUACGCGAGAGCAAGAUGCAGAACAUCGUGGAGAUGCGCAAGAAGUUCGAGGAGGACAAGCAAAAGAUCGCGCUGCUCAAGCAAUCGCGACGCUUCAAACCGUUUUAGUCAGUUCGCAUAGGUUAAGCUUCGAAUAAAACUUCUUUAUGAUACAGACCA
Molecule: messenger RNA, 938 nt
Organism: Drosophila elegans
Lineage: Eukaryota; Metazoa; Arthropoda; Insecta; Diptera; Drosophilidae
Product: ribosomal RNA-processing protein 7 homolog A
Exons: 2
Coding region: 87-887 (266 amino acids)
Biological process (GO): rRNA processing; ribosomal small subunit assembly
Cellular component (GO): UTP-C complex; CURI complex
Molecular function (GO): RNA binding
Source: RefSeq, a predicted model, not a curated record